Messenger RNA from Fukomys damarensis (Damara mole-rat), 1178 nucleotides. It is a transcript of the gene Cacng1, whose product is annotated as calcium voltage-gated channel auxiliary subunit gamma 1. Gene Ontology annotation, biological process: regulation of calcium ion transmembrane transport via high voltage-gated calcium channel; calcium ion transmembrane transport. Gene Ontology annotation, molecular function: calcium channel regulator activity; voltage-gated calcium channel activity. Lineage: Eukaryota; Metazoa; Chordata; Mammalia; Rodentia; Bathyergidae. Bases 76 to 750 code for a protein of 224 amino acids. The record is from RefSeq and is a predicted model, not a curated record. The transcript is spliced from 4 exons. Gene Ontology annotation, cellular component: L-type voltage-gated calcium channel complex; membrane.
ACACUGGUCAGGCACCACCUACCCUGGGAGACGCAGCUGCCCCCUGCGCAGAGCACCCUUCCCUCAGUGACCACCAUGUCCCAGACCAAAUCCCUGAAGGUUCGCGUGACCCUCUUCUGCAUCCUGGUGGGCAUGGUGCUGGCCGUGGUGGCUGUGGUGACUGACCACUGGGCCGUGCUGAGCCCCCACAUGGAGCACCACAACACCACCUGCGAGGCAGCCCACUUCGGCCUCUGGAGGAUUUGCACCGCACGCAUCGCAGUGGAUGCCAGAAAGGACAGGGGCUGCGGACAUCUCACCCUGUCUGGGGAGAAGAACUGUUCCUACUUCAGACAUUUCAACCCAGGCGAGAGCUCGGAGAUCUUCGAAUUCACCACUCAGAAAGAAUACAGCAUCUCAGCGGCAGCCAUCGGCAUCUUCAGCCUCGGCUUCAUCAUUGUGGGCACCGUCUGUGCAGUCCUGUCCUUCCGCAAGAAGCGGGAUUACCUGCUGCGGCCGGCAUCUAUGUUCUACGCCUUUGCAGGGCUCUGCAUCCUGGUCUCGGUAGAGGUCCUGCGGCAGUCAGUGAAGCGCAUGAUUGACAGUGAAGACACCGUCUGGAUCGAGUACUUCUACUCCUGGUCCUUCGCCUGCGCCUGUGCCGCCUUCAUCCUGCUCUUCCUCGGCGGCAUCGCCCUCCUGCUCUUCUCUCUGCCCCGAAUGCCCCAGAACCCCUGGGAGUCCUGCAUGGAUGCCGAACCUGAGCACUAGACCUCAGGAAGCUUAGCCCCAGCCCACAAUCUUCUAGAGAGGAGGCAGGGGUUUUACACCUGCCCCUUCCCCUCUGCCCCACCCACAACACCUGUGGGCAGCAACCAGCUCCUCUAACGAGAAAGUGGACGUGAGCCAGACCUGCCCAGGGUUGGAGGGAGGAAGGCCAGCAGGUGCACAAGGGCUUGGAGGGGCCCCACCUUCUAGAGGGCUUAAGGUUGUCCCUGCUGCACCUGCUGCCUGAGAUAAGCCAGCUCCUGUGGUCUUGAAAAACCUUACAGGGACAGCCUGUGCUCCUUUUACCCAUGCUGGGCGCUCCCUGUGUAGAAAGCUGGCACCUCUCUUCUCUGUGACAAUAUACACCCUUUUCAGUGAAUUGAAUAUCCCUCCUUGGCGUCCAGGAGCCCUGAGGGGCAUUUGUAACUGGG